UGACGACCCCUAAUAUGAAGGAAACCGGAAGCAGCCAUUCAGCACUAUGUAGCAGCAUUUUCUUGAAAAUGAAUGUUUGAUAGUAAUUUUUCUAAGUUUUUACUCUGAUUAAUUGAUUAUCUAAAUUUAUCUUUGUUUGGACCUUGUUUCACUCUUGUUUUAUUAUGCCAGUUUACUUCCAGCGACUCGAGAAUGCUCUUAAAAGAGCCAACGAGUUUAUUGAUGUCGGUAAGAAGACACGUGCACUGGAAAUUCUUUGUGAUGUUUUGCGUUCACGUAAACAUCGGGCCUGGAAAAAGGAACAUGAGGAUAUCAUGAUGAAGUACCUUGAGCUCUGCGUUGAAUUACGCAUGAGUUUCGUGGCUAAAGAAGGAAUUUACCAAUACAAGAUUAUAUGUCAACAAGCAUAUAUCAAGUCUUUCGAAGAUACUGUUAGGAAAUAUUUACAGAUGGCUGAAGCUGAGGCUGAAGCCGCUCGUGAAAAGUCUCACUCCACUGGAGUUGAUGAUGUUGAUGAUUUGGACGACUUGCAAACACCGGAAUCUCUUUUAAUGGGUACAGUCAGCUCUGAGGAUAGUCAAGAUCGGACAGAUCGUGUUAUUUUAUUACCAUGGGUCAGGUUUUUAUGGGAAUCAUAUCGACAUUGUUUAGAUAUCUUAAGGAAUAAUCCAAGAACUGAACGCUUAUACCAUGAUAUAGCUCACAAGGCUUUCCAAUUCUGUAUUAAAUUUAAUCGAAAAGCUGAAUUUCGAAAGCUUAGUGAAAACCUACAUCUUCACCUUGAUUUACUCAAAAAACAACAACAAAUGAUCAACAUUAAUCAAGUUUCCCAUCAACAACAAAACUUCAUAAAUCUUAACAAUCCUGACAGUCAAGCCAUGCACCUAGAAACACGCCUUGUUCAACUUGAUUCUGCCAUUCAAAUGGAACUCUGGCAGGAAGCUUACAGAGCAACAGAUGAUAUCAAGAAGUUUGGCUUAAUGAACUUAUCUAAGAAGCUUCCAAAGCCGCAACUUAUGGCCAAUUAUUAUCAAAAAUUAGCUCUUGUAUUUUGGAAAGCUAACUGUCCUCUUUUCCAUGCUGCUGCCCUUUUCAAACUUUUCACACUGACUAAAGAAUUACGUAAAAAUAUUACUCCAGAGGAUGUACAAAAAAUGGCCUCUCGUGUUGUUUGUGCCACUCUUUCUAUACCUAUACCUCCAACUCGUCCCGAGAUUGAUAAACUUGUUGACACUGAAGAAAAUGUGAUUGAAAAUCAUCAGCGUAAUCUUGCUUCGCUUUUGGGUUUAACCUCUGCCCCUACACGAUCAUCUUUGAUCAAAGAUCUUAAAAGAAUGGGAGUAUUACAGCACGCUUUUCCAACUCUACAGAGUCUAUAUCAAUGGUUGGAAGUUGAAUUUCAUCCAUUGCUCUUAUCAAAAAGAGUCGAGGAGUGUAUAAAAUUCAUAGAAUCUUGUGAAAUCAGUGGUGAUCUCAGUCAGUAUACUACUGCUCUUAAGGACGUUACUAUUAUUCGACUGUUGAAAGAGAUAAGCCAAGUUUAUGAAAGUAUUGAAUAUUCUCGCCUUAUCGAGCUGUGUCCUGCUAUCGAUAAAAUUCAUCUAGAACAUAUGAUUGUGUCUGCUGCGCGUCGUAAUGAUCUGCAAGUUCGUAUUGAUCAUCGUGGUGAAUGCUUCUACUUUGGUACUGAAUUAAGAGCUUCUCAUGGCGAAGAAAUCAUUGAAGGGCCUCAUCUCCAGAGUAUGCCAAGUGAACAACUCCGCCAGCAGUUAGUUACCAUGUAUUCAGUUCUUCAGAAAGCUCGAGCGAUGAUGGAACCUGAUAAGUUGAAGCAACAAAAGACCGAAGUAAAACGACGAAUGAUGGCUACUUAUGAAGCUAAUAAGAAGGCUGAUCAUAAGGCUAUCUUGGAGCGUCAUGAUUACAUUGAAAGGAGAAAAGUUGAACUGGAACAAAUCGGUAUUGAACGGGAAAAGAAGGAAAAAGAGCUUUUAGAAGAAAAACAACGAGAGUUGAGAUUAGCAGAAGAAGAAAGAUUAGCCAAGGAAGCCGAAGAACGACAGCGUCAAAUGAAACUGAAAGAAGAUCUUGAAUUGAAAAAGAGAAUGGCUCUUGAUCAAUUGGAAAGAAUGAAAACAACUGACCCUAAACUCCUCGAAGGUCUUAACGAAGACGAAUUAGGUAAAUUGAAAAUUGAAGACAUUAAAAGUCGACAAAUGAAACAAUUAGAAAAGGAGCGAAUUGACCAGAUAACUCGUCAAAGAAACUAUGAACGAAAAAUUGAUCACUUCGAACGAGCUAAGAGACAAGAAGAAAUUCCAUUAUUGCUUCAAGCAUACGAUGAAUGGCGUAAAAGAGAUGAAGAAGAAUGGAUUGAAAUGGAAAACGAAAGAAUCGCUGCUUUACAUGCUGAAAGGGGACAAGCAAUUCAACACAAAGAAAGAUUAAAUCGAAUGCAAGAUGAUCGUGAUUCAUUCGUCAAUCAAGUACGAGACCGUCGUCAUAAGUCUUACGUUGAACAAUAUAGUGAAUGGAAGAAACAAUUCGAUGAAGCUAAGGUCGUUAAAUUAGCUGAACGAAAAGAAAAACGAAAGGUCGAGCGUAGAGAAACCUAUUACAGGGAAAAGAAAGAAGCUGAAGAGAAGCGUAAAGCUGAAAUUGAAAGAAAACGCAAAGAAGAAGAGCGCAAGAAAAAAGAAGAAGAAGAUAAAGAAAAGAAUAAAAGACUCGAAGAGAUCGCUAAAAAGCAACAAGCCAAGGAAAAAGAAAUUGAAGAAAGAAUGGCACGAGAAAGGGCACAGGAAAGAGAAUUGGCUCGAGAAAAAGAUGCACCUAGAAAAGAAGAGAAAGUUAUCGAACGUAAGCCACCUCCACCAUCUGAAGGAGACUCUGUCGAUAACUGGAGAGGAGGCUCUGACAGUCGUGAACCGUCUCGAUUUUCACACCCUAGUGAGUCUAAAGAACGAACUAGGUAUGUUGGCCGUAGUUCUAAAGAUUCGUAUGCUCCUCGUGACUCUGGCAGGGACAGGGACAGAGACAGGGAAAGGGACAGAGGGACGGAACAGGAGGAUCUUGGUGGUUGGAGAAGAGCUAGAAAUGAUGACUCUUCGAAAGGAUUUGACAAACGACGUCAAUUUGAAGAUCGACCUCGUCCAUCUCCACUAUACUCCAGACGUCAAGAACAGGAAAAAGAACCUGAUGAUGCUGGAGAUUCUCGUUCUAAAUCAUAUAAAUCCGCUAGACCCACCUGGAGACAGGAUAGAGAUGAAGGUGAUCGUGACAAAGAACGUCCUAGAAUUAAUUUAAAGAGCGAUAAACCAAGUCCUCGACCUGCUCCUAAAAAAUAAUUUACUUUAUUGAAAAACAAGAAAAAAUUAUUAUUAUUAAGGAUAUCAAAUGAAAUGAUAGAUUGGUAUUGAUUUCAAACUUAUUCAGUUUUUUGUAUAAUAUAAAAAUUAAUUGCACUUUA
Tetranychus urticae (two-spotted spider mite) is the source of this 3469-nucleotide messenger RNA. RefSeq names its product eukaryotic translation initiation factor 3 subunit a (gene eIF3a). Lineage: Eukaryota; Metazoa; Arthropoda; Arachnida; Trombidiformes; Tetranychidae. Gene Ontology annotation, biological process: mitophagy; formation of cytoplasmic translation initiation complex; translation reinitiation. Gene Ontology annotation, molecular function: mRNA binding; translation initiation factor activity. Gene Ontology annotation, cellular component: eukaryotic translation initiation factor 3 complex, eIF3m; multi-eIF complex; eukaryotic translation initiation factor 3 complex, eIF3e. The record is from RefSeq and is a predicted model, not a curated record.